GUGCUGAGGUAGGCACACAAAAGACCGACUGCGGCUGCCCCCUCGUCCCCGCCGCGGCGCCUCAGGGGUGGGCAUCGGCUCCACCGCUACCAGCAGAGCAAUAUUACACAGGAAAUUGCAAGCUGAACCUACAAAGAAUACAAAUUAGCAGGAGAUAAGAAGAUUGCCAGACUUCUGAAUAGCCUUCAUAGUCAGCAGAAAGUAAUUGCUUAGAAAUGAUUGUCAUAUAAGGACUUGGCUAUGGCAAACAGGAAGCAUCAAAGCACUACUGCCAGCAUGCUGGAUCACAGAACAAGAGCUUGCCCUACUUCAUCUCACAACAGGGAACCUGAAAAUGAAGAAAGUGACCUUCCUAUUGAAGAUUAUGCAGCAAAAAAGGCAGAACUAGCAACUGUCAGAGCAGAUAGUCCUCCACCUGUAGAACAUGAGUGCAAUGAUCAUAGCGCAGAUGGUGAUUCCAGCUCUGACUAUGUGAAUAACACUUCUGAGGAGGAGGACUAUGAUGAAGGCUUGCCAGAAGAAGAGGAGGGGAUCACAUACUACAUUAGAUACUGUCCAGAGGAUGACAGCUACCUAGAAGGAAUGGAUUGCAAUGGGGAAGAGUAUGUUCCCCAUGAGGAACACCAUGAUGAAACAGAUGGAUGUCAGGAAGCUGUAGAAGAAUGGGCUGAAGGUAAAAGUCAGCACCAAGAUGAAAAUGAGGUGACGGACAGGCAAGAGUGGCAAGAGGGUCAAGAUAAUGGCAUUCAGACAUUGGAAGAUGAAACAUCAUCGUUGGAGAUUCAAGAUCAAGAAGAAAACAUACAGUACUGUCAAAGUGAAGGUGGCUAUCAGGACUAUUACCCAGCAGAGACUAAUGGAAACUCACAGGGAAUAUCACCAUACCAUUCUAGAAAAGAGGAUGCAGAGCUGGAAGAGCAGGAAGAGGACAUUGACCAGAUUGUAGCAGAAAUCAAAAUGAGUAUGAGCAUGAGCAGUAUUAACAGUACAACAGAAAUGAGUCCAGAGCACACUGGGACUGAAAACAUGGCACAUGACUAUAAAGAGAAUUGUUCAAAGGGAGAAGCUGUUCACAGUGCUAAUAGGCAUGAGGGGAGGCCAAAAUCAUUGAAUAUCCCAUCUGCUUCUAAGCACAGUGGAGAGCCUCGAGGCUUUAAAGCAAAGUCAAGAACCCCGGAGGACAGGCAGAACUGGCCACAAGAGCAGAUGUGCAAUGGUUUAGAGCAGCCAAGGAAGCAACAGCGUUCAGACCUCAAUGGACCAGUUGACAAUAAUAACACACCUGAGACAAAGAAAGUGUCUUCAUUUCCAAGUUUUGUUGAUGUUCCAGGACCUUGUGAACCUGAAGACCUCAUUGAUGGAAUCAUCUUUGCAGCCAAUUACCUGGGCUCUACACAGCUGCUCUCUGAGCGCAACCCUUCCAAAAACAUAAGGAUGAUGCAGGCUCAAGAGGCAGUGAGCCGUGUUAAGACUUCAGAGGGAGAUUCUCAGGCCUUGACUGAAGUGGAUCUGUUCAUCUCCACACAGAGAAUCAAAGUUUUAAAUGCAGACACACAGGAAACAAUGAUGGACCACGCGCUGCGCACUAUCUCAUAUAUUGCAGAUAUUGGUAACAUUGUGGUUUUAAUGGCACGACGUCGCAUGCCAAGAUCAGCUUCUCAAGACUGUAUUGAAACAACACCUGGUGCUCAAGAAGGAAAGAAGCAGUACAAAAUGAUAUGCCAUGUCUUUGAAUCAGAGGAUGCACAGCUGAUAGCUCAGUCAAUCGGUCAGGCUUUCAGUGUUGCUUAUCAAGAGUUUUUAAGAGCCAAUGGAAUUAACCCAGAGGAUCUCAGUCAGAAAGAGUACAGCGACAUCAUCAAUACCCAAGAGAUGUACAAUGAUGACCUCAUACACUUUUCCAAUUCAGAAAACUGCAAAGAGCUCCAGCUAGAAAAGCAGAAGGGAGAAAUUCUUGGGGUAGUGAUUGUGGAAUCUGGAUGGGGAUCCAUUCUACCCACCGUUAUCCUGGCUAACAUGAUGAAUGGAGGCCCUGCAGCCCGUUCAGGAAAACUAAGCAUUGGAGACCAAAUUAUGUCCAUUAAUGGGACCAGUUUAGUUGGUCUACCUCUUGCAACAUGCCAAGGGAUCAUAAAGGGUCUCAAGAAUCAGACACAAGUCAAACUGAACAUUGUCAGCUGCCCUCCUGUUACAACUGUCCUUAUAAAACGUCCAGACUUAAAAUACCAGCUGGGCUUCAGUGUACAGAAUGGAAUUAUUUGCAGCUUGAUGCGAGGUGGAAUAGCUGAGAGGGGAGGGGUAAGAGUAGGACAUCGUAUUAUUGAAAUCAAUGGACAAAGUGUUGUUGCUACUGCUCAUGAGAAGAUAGUACAAGCACUGUCUAAUUCCGUGGGAGAGAUUCACAUGAAGACUAUGCCAGCUGCCAUGUUCAGGCUUCUAACUGGGCAAGAGACACCCCUAUACAUCUAGCGUGGGAUUCUUGCAGCAAAGUAACUAAAUGAUUCCAUCAAAGCUGAAGAGAAUUUUGUAUUUUGUAUGAACGAAAGGCUUUGAAGCUGACCUGAGGACUCUGAAACAAGGACCACACAGGUGUCUCUGCCUUUUCUCUCCUUCCUUUUUAUUUCUUUGCCAAAAAGUGAUGAGAGGGAUGGUCCAGGACAGUAAUCACUGACAGAAACCUUUGUAAAGCAUUUAAGUAUUUUGCAACAUCUUCUAAACAUUUUUCUCAUAAAAAACAUAUUUAUUUGUAACCUUUGUGUGGAGUGAUGUAUGUAUGUAUGUCUGUCUUGUUUGAUAAUACGGUGAAUGUGACUACUUGAUGAAUGAGACCACAAGAAGUGGUAAAGAGAAGCAAUUAGAGAGAGUGAUGGCUGCCUCAAGUAACUAAAAAUCCCAGUACCAGAAAGUGAUGGCUUUGCAGAAUUUUAAAGCUGGUGCCGAAUAGAUGGUAUUUCAGUGGGGGAGGAAUGUCUGCAGUUAAAGCUUUUAAACUCUAAUGUAAAGAAAACCACUGUAGUACUUGGUAUUGUUAUGACAAGUGUAACCUGUUUGGCAAGGUGUGAACAUAAACAUGUAACAAGUGUUUCAUAUGCUAAAUAAAGAAUAAUUGCCACAAGAUUAAAAUCAAAAUAUUUAUUUAGAUACAUAUUUAUUUUUAAUGCUUGUGAUUUUUAUGGUUUAACAGAGUUAUUUCAUGGAUAACUUAUUGCACAGGUUGUGUAAUGUAUGUGCUGGGCUGGGCUUCUUUUUUUUUUAAGUUUUGCAUAUUACCUUCUUGAUUCUAUUAGCUCAAAAUGGGAAAGCCAUGCUUACCUGUUUCUGUCUUUUAUACAGCAUCCGUAUUCCUAAGGCAAUGUGUUCUGAAUGUAAAUUGUUUUGACAAAUAACCUAGCACCAUCAGCAGUAUUAGAAUGUGUAUAGAUAAAAAAUAGUAGUAAAGUUGUAUUCCUUCUCACAUAAAUGUUAAUUGGUGUAACUUUUCAUCUAGGUUUUUUUCUUGGCCAAGGCCUUGAAGAAAAUACACUGUGACUUAAGAAGCCUUACCAUGCAGUAACUAAAGAACUUUAGAUGACUGUACUUCAAGGAGUAGUGUGUUGCAUGCAACUGACCUUAGGAAAGAAUUAACCUACUAUCACUAAUAAAUCUGAAAUAAUAAAGGAA
Messenger RNA from Melopsittacus undulatus (budgerigar), 3660 nucleotides. It is a transcript of the gene APBA2, whose product is annotated as amyloid beta precursor protein binding family A member 2. The record is from RefSeq and is a predicted model, not a curated record. The transcript is spliced from 13 exons. Gene Ontology annotation, biological process: chemical synaptic transmission. Lineage: Eukaryota; Metazoa; Chordata; Aves; Psittaciformes; Psittaculidae. Gene Ontology annotation, cellular component: plasma membrane; dendritic spine; cytoplasm. Gene Ontology annotation, molecular function: protein binding; amyloid-beta binding. The coding region runs from base 241 to 2469 and encodes 742 amino acids.